ACAUGAGUUUGUGGCUGAGCCGUCUGCGCAACUCUCGUUUGCAAGAGCUUUUGGGAGUACCUCCACGAGUUAUUAUGGGCGAGGUGGACGAUGAACGCCCUGUUGAUGAGAGAUCCCUUGUGGUCCUCGUUGCUGAAGCUGUUGAAGUUGCUGAAGAUGCCGAGGAUGGUGAUGAUCGUGUCCUGGAGGUCGUUCUCGGUUCUUUGGUCGCCUUGGUGGUUGCUGGAACCAUCGUUUAUGUUAUCCUGUUGAGAUAUUUCCCUAAUCAGAUGAGACGGUUUGAAGCAAGGUCUGUGGACGCGGCUCGUGCUGUGGUUCAGGUAACAUUUGCUUUGUGGUUAUUCUGUCACUUUAUUUUCUUGAGUUCUCUCUAAUCAUUAGAGAUGCAACAGAGCUGAAAACUUUCCGAGCUAGUUAAACUAAACUUUCUAUGCUUCCAGAAAAUUCUUUUCUUGGUUUCCUACUAAUUUCUUACGUAUUUCAGGUGGUGAAUCGCUGCCAGAGGGUUCGAAGAGAUGAAGUUCUUGGUCCUCAAGCUAGGGACGAGACUGCUUCCAGUUUCUCUUCUAUGUACUCCUGGAGUUCAAGUUCGGUAGCUACAGUGAUUUCAAGUAGCUCCUCGAGUGUUCAGGUUCAUCAUCAGGAGCAGUUUGAGCUCCGUGAGAUUAACCAACUGCAGCCAGUCAUCAAGAAUGCUUACCAGGAAUCUGGUGACGACGGGCCUGAAUCUAAAGUUGUACCCAAUGAAGUAUCGGUACCGAGGGAGGGAAAGUUGCGUCCGUUUAAUCCUCCGCUGAUUAGCAGUCCUAUACCGCUGGAUCCUGUUUCUGACGCUGAUGAAGAUUCUUCUUCUGAGGAUCCCUUCUCAACUCCGAUGAAUCGGAUUUCGAUUAUUUCAAAUAGCUAUCGGAGCGAAUUGGCUCAAUCCUUUCAGUCUCAACUGGCUCAGGAUUUGUCUGUUUCUGGGGAUUACAAUAUCUCUGAUCUUUGGCCAGAGGUUGUUGAUCAGGACACAGUUGAGCGGGGACUUGCUGAAGCUGUAAAUCAGAACCAGUCUGGUGUUGAUCUACCUGAUCUACCAGAAUCCGAGGCUGAUGAUACUAGGGAGUUGAGUGGGGGAGCAGCUGAAGGUGGGGUUUUGAACAGACGUAGUUCAAGCAGUGUACCAAACUUGGCACUGGAACCCAAUGCUCCUGGUUUAUCUCGCUCCGUAUCAAUGCCUGCAGGGUUAGAACAACCUGAUACUUGCGGGGAUGAAAUUCAAGAUUCUCGUCCUGCUGAUCAGCCUAAUGUUCUCCCGGAAGUUGUUCUAGUCGUUCCUCCUCUUCGUAGGAGUAAGAGAGUGUCUUUUCCUACUAAACGCUUCAGUCCCUACUAGGUCACAGCCUUAACUUAUACCUAGUGUUGUGCUAAUCUCUAUUUAGGCUUUGGAUAACCAAACCUAGUGAUAUGUAACCUGUUCUCAUAUAUGUAAUCAAAUAGAUUGCAACGUGAUUUUUAUGUAAUGCCAGUAUAAAGAAAAUAUGUUCUUUAUUUUUCCUUUUAUAAGACUGAUAUAUUUGUUAAGUUUUGGCCAAAUCUAUAUUAUGUUUAAACAUUUAUCUUCUCUUGGGACGCUAAGAGAUUAGUCGAUUCACUAUAAAUAUGCCCUACUGUACCAAGAAUACUGUAAUACUUGUUCUAACAUUUAGUUGUGUUUUGGAUCCAAAUACAUUUUAGAACCGUUAAUUUUUCAUUUAAUAAUGCACAUCUCUAUGAAACAUUUUAAUCCUUUUGGUUCUUAUUGAAAAUCUCUGCCUUAAAAGAUUUGUAGGGGUUAUCGUGUAUAUUUUACAACGCUUAU
Eurytemora carolleeae is the source of this 1843-nucleotide messenger RNA. RefSeq lists its product as uncharacterized. Bases 431 to 1378 code for a protein of 315 amino acids. The transcript is spliced from 2 exons. NCBI's taxonomy places the organism in Eukaryota, Metazoa, Arthropoda, Copepoda, Calanoida, Temoridae. The record is from RefSeq and is a predicted model, not a curated record.